AAUCUGGAGAAGCGAACAGGAAGGGACACCAAACAGCUGAUGCCUGAAUGUGAGUGUCUGAGAGCCCAGAAGAGUGUGUGCACAAGCGUGUAAGAGAGAGAGAGAGAAUGUGUGGGAGUGCGGCCAUGUGCAGAAAAGUGUGAGAGUGUGUGAAUGUGCAUACAUGCAUAUGAGUUAUAUGAGCAAGGGGGUUUAAGUGUGCAUGUGAGAUAGAGAGGGAGAGAGAGGGAGAGAAUGGGACAAAAGAAGGGACAAUCAACCUCGGGGAACAAGCAGGCCGCUUCUGUGCUGAUCGUGGAGGGCGAAAAGGAGGGACGACAUGGUCGGAACACGCCAGGAACUCGUACAAAGUCUGCUGAAGAUGGCAUAUAUAGAGUUGGAACCAAUAAAUGAGGGCCUUUUGUCUAGAAUCUCCGAUCUCUUACUGUGCAGAUGGACUUGCCGAAACUGUUGUCAGAAGUGUUAUGACUGCAGUUGCUGCCAGUCGAGCGAAGACGAAGUGGAAAUCCUGGGGCCUUUUCCGGCACAGACACCCCCCUGGCUGGUAAGCCAUCGAAGUGAGGACAAAGAUGGCGACUCUGACAACACGACAGCAAGUGAGCCGCCUCCAACCCCUCAGGACGAUUCACCGGACAGAAGGCGGGCCUCCACCGAUACCUCCCGGUCCACUUACAGCCUCACAAGACGGAUCUCAAGUCUUGAAUUGAGGCAGCCAAGUUCUCCCCUUGUUGAUAUCAAGCCUAUUGAGUUUGGGAUUUUGGGAGCCAAAAAGGAAAUUGUUCAGCCAAGCAUCUUGAGGAAAACCUAUACUCCGGAUGACUAUUUUAGGAAAUUUGAACCUAGACUGUAUUCCCUCGACUCCAAUAGUGAUGACAUGGACUCCUUGACAGACGAGGAAAUCUUAGCCAAGUAUCAACUGGGUAUGCUGCAUUUUAGCACACAGUAUGACUUGUUGCACAAUUACCUCAUCGUCCGUGUCAUUGAGGCAAAAGAUCUGCCACCCCCGAUCUCCUACGAUGGUUCGAGACAGGACAUGUCACAUUCGAAUCCGUACGUGAAAAUUUGUCUGUUGCCAGACCAGAAAAAUUCCAAGCAGACAGGAGUGAAACGCAAAACCCAAACCCCAGUGUUUGAGGAGAGGUACACCUUUGAAAUCCCAUUUCUAGAAGCCCAGAGGAGGACUUUGCUGUUGACUAUCGUGGAUUUUGACAAGUUUUCCCGCCACUGCGUCAUUGGGAAAGUGUCGAUGCCUUUGAGUGACGUAGACCUGGUGAAGGGCGGACACUGGUGGAAGGCCUUGGUCCCCAGUUCUCAGAAUGAAGUUGAGCUGGGAGAACUCUUGCUAUCGCUGAACUACCUUCCUAGCGCAGGAAGACUGAACGUCGACAUCAUUAGAGCAAAGCAGCUGCUACAGACAGAUAUGAGCCAAGGUUCAGAUCCCUUUGUGAAAAUCCAGCUUGUUCAUGGAUUAAAACUGGCAAAAACCAAGAAGACCUCUUGUAUGAAGGCCACCAUUGAUCCAUUCUACAAUGAGUCCUUCAGCUUCAAGGUUCCACAAGAAGAACUUGAAAACGCCAGCUUAGUCUUCACAGAUCCCUUUGUGAAAAUCCAGCUUGUUCAUGGAUUAAAACUGGCAAAAACCAAGAAGACCUCUUGUAUGAAGGCCACCAUUGAUCCAUUCUACAAUGAGUCCUUCAGCUUCAAGGUUCCACAAGAAGAACUUGAAAACGCCAGCUUAGUCUUCACAGUCUACGGCCACAAUGUGAAAAGCAGCAAUGACUUCAUUGGAAGAAUCGUGAUCGGCCAGUAUUCCACAGGCUCUCCGGAGUCCAAACACUGGAGACGGAUGCUCAGUUCCCACCGCACCGCCGUGGAACAAUGGCACAGCCUACGCUCCCGGGCGGAAUGUGACCGCGUCUCACCAGCUUCUUUGGAGGUGACGUGAGGACGAAAGGAGUGACUCAGCUAGCCAACUACUGCAGAAAUCGAGACCAAGUCAAAGUCAUCCAUGCACUUGUACAUUAACUACCAUGGAAUUAAAAGGAACUUUUACAACCACCAAUAAUCCAACACUUGUGUUAGCCUCCAUGCCUCAUCCAGCUUUUCCUCAUGCACCCCACUGUUUAUUUUCUCAGGACCACAGACAGAGCAGCUUGUGACAUCCUACUACUUGCAUAAGCCACUGCAUCUCAUCUUAAUGUUGCAGUGUAGGACAGUGGAAACUAUUCUGAAUCUGAAAGGCUGUCCAUGGAUAUAUUUUCAGAGUUCCUUUGUUGCCUGCUCCAUUGUUGUCUAGUGCAGAUCAGAGACUGGUCAAUGGUGAAAAUUGCUGAGUCGCAUAGAAGCUUUCCAGUCAGUUCUCCUACACUUGAACUCCACAUGCCCAUGAGCCAAUGUAUUGGAAGAUGUCAGUUCAUGUGUGCGCUCUUUGGUGAAUGUGCAAGCCAGUAGACUAGAACCUAGGACACUUGUUUUAGCAGUAGAGUAUAGGGUGCAACCAGUCUUGUCUAAACCCAGUCUCUUGUCCUUGUAUGAGCUUAACGAAAUAUAAUGUGCACUUUGUGUCCUGAGCUCGUCAGUGGAAUAGGAAUGGAGGUCAUCAGCUCUUUCCUUUUCAAUCUGACAUGUCAACGUGUUAUCACAUGGAUCCAAUGUCAUGCCCCUCAAGAACCUCUGAGCCAUGUAAUGAGAAGCUGUAUUCUGAAACUAGCUUGCCCUUGAGUAGGCCUGUUUAAACUCAACUAAGCACCUUUAGGUGGAGAAAGCUGCCUGAGAAUUGGGGGAUCAUAGCCUGGAUCUAGAGUGCCAUAUGGUCACAGUGGUCUGAUAUAGAUGAGUGGCAUUAUUUGCUCCCAAAGAUGAAGCUCCAUGAAUGUGAGGUGAAUGUGCAAGAUUCCCCUGUCAUAGAAGCGGUGGAGGAUACCUGUGGAAACCUGGUGUGGGCAAGCUCAAGGGAUUUGGGGCCAAUUUCGUGGCCCUCAUCCCCCUCCAUUAGCAGCACAGAGUCUGAAAAUAGCCAUUUUUAGCCUUAAUUAAAGGUGGCGGGAAGAAAAUAAGAAGUGUGUGUAGGGGCAUCUCCAGUUUGGGGUUUUUAAUUCUCUCCAGUGGGUGGGACUUAUGGGACACCACAAUAUGCAAAUUUUUAAAAACCACUUGCUCCUGGAAGCCUCUAGGAGCAGAAAGCCACCAAUUUUUGUGUUGUUGGUUUUGUUAAAUCAUUUAAUUUGAGCCCUUCUGGGGUCAGCCCAUCAGCCACCCUGUCAGUAUACCCCAUGGGUGUUUAGAGCAUCAUCUUCCAAAAGUCAAAGGGAAGAGAUUGUUGACGUUUAGGUCCAACAGUACCCUACCCCAAAGAACAGAACUCUUUUCCCAACAAUGCCUCACUAGAAGAGCUGUUAUUAAAAGCAGUCGUUCUUGCUCUUCCGUGUUUGUAUGUUUUGUCCCACCUAUCAUUUGAUGAAAGAACACCAGUCCCACCAGGAUAGAAACCAAGAGCCCAUUUUUGCUUCCUUCUUCAUUGAUUCGUUCACCAACAUUUCUUUAUUCUACCAUGAGAACAUUGAUCAAUAAUGGUAAGUUUUAAGGUCAUUAAAAACUGCAGUAAUAUUGUUGGGAUUAAGUGCAAACAAGAAUAGUACUUCUAAAAGUAGCUGAAAAGUGCAAUAAAACUGCCUAUAUAUAAAUUUACUAUGGUAAUGGAGAAG
Pogona vitticeps (central bearded dragon) is the source of this 3704-nucleotide messenger RNA. The record is from RefSeq and is a predicted model, not a curated record. Lineage: Eukaryota; Metazoa; Chordata; Lepidosauria; Squamata; Agamidae.